UUUUGAAAAAUUCAGACAACACGUUGACUGACUCAUAAUUGUAGAGGGACUGUAUAUGUACAUAUUUGAAGGUGUAAUCUAAUUUCAAACUAACUGAGUGAGGUGAUUCAAAUACAAAUGCAAACCUCCUUAACCGGGAUUAAUCAGACAGCUCAUUAGUCACCCUACGAAACAGAGACAGCAUUCAACAAGCGGCUGGGGGAUUCACCGGAAUUCAGAAACAACGCUCGAGCAGUGAGCUGCGUGAUAACCGGUAACUUCAGUUAUCAACCAACAGUGAGAGUAUAAGCAUAAUGUUAUUACUCGGAAUUCUUCUACUCAGCAUCCAGAGCUCAAGCACUGAGAGCUUGAAAAAUGUUACUAAUUCCGGAUUCGGAUAUGAGCUUGCUCUUGCUGGACUGGAAGCGAUCAAUUUUAGUUUACUAACAGAUCAGCUCCGUUCGAAGCAAUACCAUCAGACCCUAGAGUCGGUGGUAACGAAUCUCCAGAAUACCGUCGCUAACACGGAGCAGAUGGUAAUACGACAAAGUAAACUUUUGAGCAACUUUGAAGUCCAACUAAAGAAGCUGUCGGCCACUAUCGAACCAGUUGGUAAUAUUCCUACGAUCCUAAGUGAGCUUGAUUUGCUGGCUCACAACAUCACACAACUGCUUGUGCGCGUGGCGAGCAUCACCCGUGUUCAGCAAGUACUACCUACAACGGAAAUGUUGAAUGAUUUUAUCCUACAAACCCUCUCCGAACGGCUUCGGACUCCAGGAAUGCUUAAAACACUAGAACCUCGCGAACUACCGACUUCUUGUGCCAAUGCGCCCGAUCGGAGCUCCGGAAUUCGUCGAAUCCAGCCACAACCGGGUUUUACGGAUGCGUUCGAAGUCUACUGUGAACAGGACUACGAAGAUGGUGGCUGGAUAGUAAUACAGAACCGUUUCGAUGGUUCGGUAAAUUUCUACCGCGGCUGGAGUGAGUACGAGUCCGGUUUCGGUAGUUUGAGGGGAGAGUUUUGGCUUGGGUUGCGAAAAAUCCAUGAGCUAACGUAUGGCAAACCUCACGAACUGCACGUCAUACUGGAAGAUUUCGAAGGUCAAACCGUGGUUGCUAAAUAUAGUCACAUUCUUGUUGGGGGACCGAACGAGAAGUAUUCUUUGAAUAGUCUAGGGACUUAUAGCGGUACGGCCGGCGAUUCUCUCAGCAAUGCGGUCAAGAUGAAGUUCUCAACACUGGAUUCGGAUAAUGACUCUCACGCUACGGGUAAUUGUGCCGUGCUAUAUCAAGGGGCUUGGUGGUAUGGCGCUUGUCAUUCAAGUAAUUUGAAUGGAUUAUACAUGCGUGGAAAGGUGGACGUUUUCGCAACAAUGAUGUGCUGGAAGGAGUUCAAAGGAUACCAUUAUGGCUUGAAGCGUUCCCAGAUGCUAAUCCGUGCCACCAGCUGAGAUCGGAUGUGGUAUAACAAUGGCUAGGUGAUACAAUAUUUUAUGCAAUUGAGUUAACGGCUAAUAAAACCGAUUGCAUUCAGUCAAAUGCAGCGUAAAUUGUUGCCGGUAUUAUUAAUGAUGUAAACGGUUUUCUUGCCGCCUACAGCACUGCGAAUGCGAAAGGGAAAAAGUGUACCCGUGUAAGUGAUAAGCUAUAUUCUACGCGGUGAUAAACUUGCCACUAGAGUAUCCUGAGCGUCGUUACUGAGAUUAAAAAUAAGUUUUGUGGUUUACCACAAAACUGGCGCGAAAGCUGACGGGGUCGAGUACAGUCGCACUUUGCUGCACUGUAUUAAUUUUUGUUUAUUUGUUUUGUCUCCAAACACAAAUAUUCUGUUAGUUUAACAUAAUGAGCAAAUGUUAAACCCAAUUUAACUUGUAUUUACCUGAAGUUGAACUUUCAUCAUCAGUUCUUUUGUGUCCACAUAUCAAACAAUUAUAAAUCUAGCCUACAUUUUGGCAUGGCGUCUAAUUAGUAAUGAAUUACCUAAUCGCAAUUGCUUGAAGCAACGUGCCCUAACGGAUGAAACCCGUGCCAUUACUCGCAGCAUCUUACACAAAAAUACGUCACAGGAACACAUGCAGCGACUUACGCUAGCAGCCGCCAUGUGCGAUGACAUUCGCGAAGAACAGAUCUAAUGAAAAUAAGAGCGAAGUUAGAUCGUUCUUAGGUCUAGCGAACCACCAUCAACGAAGUUCUUAGAAAACUCACGCAAAAAGGGGUUACGUAUAAUUGUGGAGAACCCGAACAAUCAGCAUUCAUAGAGAUAAAAUGCAGAAUAGCAAAAGCUGACUGAUUGGAGUUCUCUAGACUAGAAGAUGGAACCUCACUUAUUGCCGAUGCAAGUCCUUAUGCGCUCGGAGCAGUUCUAAUACAGACAAAUGACCAAGGUGAAUCACGUUUUAUUGUGUUUGCAUCCAAAUCGUUGAUUGAUACUGAAGGGAUAUAGUCAUUCCACAAAGGAAGCGUUCGAUUUAGUUUGGGGAGUAGAACGGUUUCAAACAUAUAUUAGAACAUAGUUCUAUAUGUUUUCAAAUAGCGUGCAUAGAACAGAGCAGCGACAUUAUAUAAUCAAUAAAUACAGUUGAUCGUAGUUUGGAAAUCUAUCCAACCCAGUUUCAA
Molecule: messenger RNA, 2595 nt
Organism: Wyeomyia smithii (pitcher-plant mosquito)
Lineage: Eukaryota; Metazoa; Arthropoda; Insecta; Diptera; Culicidae
Product: fibrinogen C domain-containing protein 1-like
Exons: 4
Coding region: 294-1430 (378 amino acids)
Source: RefSeq, a predicted model, not a curated record